CCCCACUGGAAACCAAUGCACAUUGUGAAGGAAAAGCUUAUGGCAGUGACCGAAUAUAUCCCACCAAAACCUCUGACUUCAGAGACCUGUAUGAAGCCCCCUGUCAUUCUUCCUAAGGAAGAGACUGGCUAUGAAAGACUCUUAUUGCGCCAAGUGAAACAAAUAUUUCUUGAGAGUAAAAUGAUUGUUGUGUGCCAAUACAAUUAUAUUCCUGGAAAUGAUAUGGUAACAUUGAGGCAUCGGCUGCGAAAGUAUAAUGCAUGUCAGAUUUUUCCCAAUAAGAUCAUGACUCCCUUUCUUUUGGAAUCUAAGUACAAGAAUCUCCUUCCUCUCUUUGUGGAACGCAACCUUCUGCUUGUCAGUAUGGAAACAAGGGCCCAGGAAACACUACAAAUCCUGAAGCGUGUGCCACAGAUUAACAUGCUAGGAGCUUGCAUUGACAAUGUGAUCCUAAGCAAACAAGGCUUUGUAAAUUUUGCUAAGCUGCCAUCCAUAGUAACUGUCCAGGGGGAAACUGCAGGUUUGUUCUUGGUCAUGACAUACCAUAGUAGCAGACUUCUGCACCGUGGCUCUGUUCAUCUCUGUUCUUUGCUGGACCACUAUGUUCAAUAG
Messenger RNA from Protobothrops mucrosquamatus (brown spotted pit viper), 612 nucleotides. Its product is annotated as 39S ribosomal protein L10, mitochondrial-like. Gene Ontology annotation, cellular component: mitochondrial large ribosomal subunit. The record is from RefSeq and is a predicted model, not a curated record. Gene Ontology annotation, biological process: translation. Gene Ontology annotation, molecular function: structural constituent of ribosome. NCBI's taxonomy places the organism in Eukaryota, Metazoa, Chordata, Lepidosauria, Squamata, Viperidae.